Messenger RNA from Aureobasidium pullulans EXF-150, 3611 nucleotides. RefSeq lists its product as uncharacterized. The transcript has 4 exons. NCBI's taxonomy places the organism in Eukaryota, Fungi, Ascomycota, Dothideomycetes, Dothideales, Saccotheciaceae. The record is from RefSeq and is a predicted model, not a curated record. Bases 77 to 3457 code for a protein of 1126 amino acids.
AGCUUCUACGUCACAUCAACUCAGCCGAGCAAACUCUGGUCAAGCCUCUCUUUCUUCUUUCUCCCCUGCGGCCACGAUGGAGCUCAGACGGAAACGAGCUGCCACGCCGCAGAAGCCAUCGCGCCUGCAGCCUACAGAACCUUUACAUAUGACUACGCGUGCCGCUUCGAAGGCUGCUUCUUCAAACGGUGGAUCCAGCCGUCGCGGUUCCCUCUACUCCAAUGGUCAAAUCAGUCCAAUGACUGGUUUCGACAAUGAAGGCGAGCGAUAUCCUAAAAGAAGGAGAGUCUCAACCGCUUCCAAGUCGACACCCACUGGGGCUACCUAUGCCUCUCAGUCGUCUUCCUCGAGGCCGUCCACGAGGAGUAUGUCUGGUGGUAACCUUCAUCCAAUUGCCGAAUCAUCGCCAGUUCCUCGCAGAAAGAGGAAGCGCACAUCAGACGUUACAGCCGAGAACAUUUCAGUAGCACAACCUAUCAAAAGUAGGACUGAACUUGAGCGUGCUCUGAUCUCCCCUACCAAGAAGCAACCAUCUAGGAAGGCCAAACGUUCUUCAGCCUCGUCUCAAGAACAGGAAACCGCUGAGGAUGAUUCCGGUAGUGGUGAGGAAGAGGCUGCUGAAGAUGAUCUAGAUGACACUGUGGAAUCUCUCCAAGUACCACAAUCUUCAGCAGAUGGUUCAGGAGAGGAUGCGCGCAAUCAUGACACAGAAGGGAAGAUGAACGGCAUGGCGAACGCCCACAUCGAGGAUGAAGACGCAAAUGUCUCAAUGGACGGCGACCAAGAAGCGUCAGAUCAGCAGCAACCUCAACCCACCCAACCAGAAGAGGCUACAGAGCGGUCUGGAGAUACCCAAGCUGAAGAAGAUGAUGCGCAGAUAUCUAUGGACAUACAGAAUGGUGACCACGCUGAACAAGACGAAGAUAAUGUUCAAGGAGAGUCCGAUGUAGACGAAGACAUGGAUGUUUCGCGCGACGAACUGAGCCUCCCCAAACAACUUGGCAUCGCGACGCUUGACCCUACGCCUAUGGUUUCGGCCACAGCAUCUCCUACAGGCUCAAAUCAGGACUCUACCGUAGAUCAAGAAUCUCCGACGAAGCAACUGACCUCUGUACCUCUGGGAGAGGCGCCGACCGCUAGUCAAGAUGGUGACAAGCCUGUCAAACGCCUACCAGGAAGACGCAGAGCACCUCAUGCCAAUCCAAAGGUCGAGGCUGCUUUGCGUAGACAACUGCAUCUGAGAAUGGCAUAUCGAGCAGUGGCCAAGAACUUGAAGCCGAUCUUGGCUGAGUUAUCAAAGCGAAGUCUAAGCAAUAUUCACAAAGACCCUGAAUCGCACACGACAUUCUCAGAGUACCCUGUCGUCAAAGAGAGUCUCAACGAUCAUUUUGAGGAACGCCUUGCUUGGAUACAGACACAAAAAGAUCUGAUCAAACAGAGGCUCGAUCAAAUACUUCGAGAGCAGACAGAAAUGCGAAAAAGAAACUACGAGCAUGUUGCACGAGAUAUCAAGGAGGAUAUGAUUGUUCGCUUGCAGCGCGACUUUCUCAACACGUUGCGUCAGCAGCAGCAAGCUGAGGACGACGAAUACAGUGAUGAUGAGGGCGACGACGUUGUUCCUUCGCUUCGACGUGUUACCGCUAAAGGUGCACUCAAGGGUAUAUUGGGCCCAGAGUACCACUGGCGAAGCAGACCUGCUCUGGAGACAGAACGAUUAUUCGAUGAGAUGUACGAUCGUCGUGAAGUGGCGCAUGAGCACUAUCAGCACGAUAAGAGGUCCGCUCUAGAAGACCCAAGGCCAUUCACUACCUUCGACCCCAUCGUUAGAGACGCUGCGGAAGCUCAACAAAAAAUGAAGGGCCUUCUUGCCGCUCUGGGAGAAGCUGCAGAAGAUGUCGCAAAGCCACCUCCUGUCCCGAUUGUCGAAGCCCCAGCGGCAAUUCCAAUCAUACCAAACGACGAGGCUCUAGGACUUUUGAUGCUGGCCGAGGCAUCAACAACUGCCAAUAUCAUGCCGGAUAACAUCUCGAUGGCCGAAACUGAACCACCGAUAGAUGUACCUUCGCGGCAAGACAAUCUCAGCGUACCAAGACCUAGUAUGUCACGAGCGCAGAGUCUUGCUACUUCUGCGCCUACAGCCGAUACCACGACCAAGCCUCUCGAGGAACCAGCCACCGAGCAGCGCCCUCCCACUACGGUUCCUAUCAGCUUCAGUCAAGCUGUACUCGAGCCAUCCACGACGCAGACUGCUCCUCUGUUCCCCCGAGCUGCACAGCCUGAGCAGCAAGAGCAUAGACUUCAAUCAGGACUUCCACAGCUUCCAUCCAUCGGCCAAGUGGUAGCAUCUCAAUCCCAAGCAGAUACACUGUCGCAGACUGUAGCUGCGUCUGUGCCACUAUCAACUCCAACACUAUCUAGACCUCCACCUAACGACUUUUGGUCGAGUCUCGCUGUGGGCAACGUGAAGACUGACUCACAAGGCAAAGCUGAGUUUGCUCCUAAACCAGCUAUGAAGCAGCCGUCUCAACAGCCGCUCCAGCAGUCCGUCCAACCGACUGCUCAGCAAACAUCGAGAUCCGAGAUGCCAGUCAGUAGUGGUGCAGACAACACAAAGCCUGAAGAGAGAAGUUCUCGACCAUCGUUGCCCGGUGCUUCUACUACUCUUGAACCUUUGCAUCAGAGGUUGAGAAGUACUUCUGAUUCUUUCGGCCCAUUGCUCGAUCGCCCAGGCGAUCUCGACGGACCAAAGCCCCGGAAGAUGCCUGCACCUAAGAAGUCUCUGUAUGGGCCUUGGCCUCGUAGCAGAAAUUACAAUCCUCUGGAUAGAAGACCAAGUUCUACCACCACCACAGCGCCGCAACCGAGCUUACCCGGUAUCAACCCAAGACCCUCAAGUGGUUUCAACGGAUCCGGACCUGGACCUGGGCCUUACAGCACAUCAGAGUCUCGACACACAAGUUAUGCGCCAGCUCCUCCGCCUCCAAUGUCGGGAUUCCCUACUGCUUGUGCGGCUCCAUAUGGUCCAAAUCCGAUGUAUGGAGCAGCUCCGCCGCCUCCGUAUGCCUACGAGCAACGCGGUCCCUACCCACCAAUGGCACCGUACGCACCACCAAGCGGUUUCCCAGGACUACCGGGAGCACCCAUGCAACAAGGUCAAGGGCCCCCUCCGUUCUACGGUAGUCCACAUGGGCUGCCGCCUCCACCUCAGCAACAAGGUGGCUAUGGCCCACCGGCGAUAACAUCUCGACCUCCACCAACACCACCAGCUUAUGGACCCCAGUAUGGGGGACAGCCCAUACUACCAGCCAGUCACGAUGCUCGAUACGGGCCUAACGGUGCGCCAGCUUCCAACAAUGCGGGACCAGCUUUUGCACAGUAUCAGCAACACGAUGGAAGAAGAAGACGUAAUCAGAGUCUUGGUCAUAGAGAGUUCCAGCACUACCAUGGACCGCGAUGAUUGAAGGUAUUGAUGGAAGAAUAGCGACGGCAUGCAAGCUCGUUGAUGGCAUGAGCGUUAUACUUGGUAGACAUAGUGAUCUUGACUACAAGCAAGAAAGAAAGUCUUAUUUGUUUCUUCGUACCUUUUCAAUCAAAGAUGAGAGUACAAGCGA